Molecule: messenger RNA, 800 nt
Organism: Fundulus heteroclitus (mummichog)
Lineage: Eukaryota; Metazoa; Chordata; Actinopteri; Cyprinodontiformes; Fundulidae
Gene: syce2
Product: synaptonemal complex central element protein 2
Exons: 5
Coding region: 134-604 (156 amino acids)
Biological process (GO): synaptonemal complex assembly
Cellular component (GO): central element
Source: RefSeq, a predicted model, not a curated record
AACACAGAACUCAGAGCCCAUCAUAAUCAGAGUACAUUUCUGCUUGUUUUAUCUGAGAUUUACAUAACCUGAAGCUGACAGGUUUUCAUUUAACAGAUUUUUUUCACAACUAAAUCCAGUCUUACAGGCCAAAAUGGAUUUCUUCCUUGAUGACCUUCCAUCCACCUCCAUGUCCACUCCUAAGAAAGGACAUGACGAUUCGCUGAUGCUGGAAGAUACAGAUCACGAUUUGUCAAGAAAGAAGUCCUCAAGUGUGAGCAUGACUGAGAUUGAAGAGCAGCACAGCAGCUCAUACAUUGAUAACAUCAGCAAAAAAGCACAAGAAAUGAUCGAAAAAAUAAACCACGGACGAACCAGAGACCAGGAGAUGAUGGACGGUUUUCAGGAGAAGCUAACAGAGAAGGUGACAGAGAUGUGCCAACUGAUGAAAGAGCACAUGUACAUCAUCUAUGAGAAGAACAGUAAUGAAAUCCAGGUGAAGCUGCAGGAGCUGUCUGAGGUGCUGGAAAACUGCUCUAAGCUGAACCAUGAGCUCCUGGAGGCCAGUCAGGCCCUGGCUAGCCUUAGACACGGGCUAGACAUUAAUCAGAGAUCAGAGCAAUAACUACGUUUUUUUUUAUGUUCUAACGAGCUUGUGGUUUUGUUUAACAUGAAGACGAGUUUAAUGGUUUUGGUGGUGCUUUUAUUGUUACACUGUUUGUUCUUCCUUUCUUCGCCAGUACUAAACAACUGAUUUCCCUCAGGUUUCAAUUAACCAUUUUCUGACUACAGCUGAAAAACAGACUAACUAAAGCUAAACU